AUGAUCGCAUGGCAGGCCGUCGAUGCUUCUGCCUACGCGGAUCGCAUCUCAGGCGGCGUUGGAUGGGCUCUAGAGCAACAGCCGUGGACUCGGCCACGCGACCCGAAGUUCGGUCAUGACACCGCAUUAGCCGGUUGGUCGUGGGCCCCCGCAACGCACUCUUGGCUUGAGCCUACGGCAUUUUUUGUCGUCGCCCUGAGGGCGGCGGGACUUGCUGAUAACGCGCGCCGUCUCGAAGGUGUGCGGCUGUUGGUUGAUCGCCUCCUCCCUUCUGGUGGCGCGAAUUAUGGCAACACGGUUGUUCUCGACCAAGAACUGCUAGAGCACACGCAUUCCAGCGGCGUCGUCGCAUGGGCACUCUCCGCCGAGGACGUUCGUGACGAGCGUCUCAAGAAGACGAUCCAGAGACUCAAGCUUGUCGCCGAUCGCCCCACCGGCGCCGCGUCGCUCGCUUGGGCCGCUCGCGGAUUGGCGGCUCACCAGCAAACCGACGCCGCAACCGCCGUGCAAGUCGCUGCUACACUCACCACCGCCGUCAUGAAGCAGAAGGGCCUCCACAAGGUCAGCCGGCGCACAGCUCUCGCCGCGGGCGGUCUCAUCGCGGCCGGAUUGCUCUCGCUGGCUUGGAAACGCUCGAAGACGCCUGUCUUCGUAGCCAAGAGCCAACGCUACGAUGGACAACUUGCUCAGACGAUCCGCGACGGGCUGACGGCGGUCGGCAUCAACGGGCCCCAACUCGCUGGUAAACGCGUCUUGCUCAAGCCGAAUCUCGUUGAGCCUUCGCGCGAGCGGCCGCAGAUGACGACUCACCCGGCAAUGAUCAUCGCCGCCGCCGAGGUGUUCCGCGGCUGGGGCGCAGAAGUCGUCGUUGGCGAGGGCCCCGGUCAUGUCCGUGACACCGAGGCAGCAUUGAUCGAGUCGGGAGUGGGCGAGGCCCUCGACG
Symbiodinium sp. CCMP2456 is the source of this 943-nucleotide messenger RNA. NCBI's taxonomy places the organism in Eukaryota, Dinophyceae, Suessiales, Symbiodiniaceae. The record is from the annotation of a GenBank genome assembly.